Molecule: messenger RNA, 2415 nt
Organism: Papilio polytes (common Mormon)
Lineage: Eukaryota; Metazoa; Arthropoda; Insecta; Lepidoptera; Papilionidae
Exons: 2
Coding region: 356-1747 (463 amino acids)
Source: RefSeq, a predicted model, not a curated record
AGUGCGUCAGUGCUCCACAAGAAAGUGCAUUACAUAAAUUAAAUAGUUAAUUGGGAAGGUCAACGUUGUCUGGUCGACGUGGUUGCGUGCCUUUAGUCAGUGAGACACCGCGCAAGGCACACGUACUAGAAGUGAAUCGCUUAUUCUAGUUCAAACGAAUCGGAAUCAGAGGGCCUCGCUUAGUUUUACAGUGUGCCUGCAACGCCGUGUCGAUGCGAUGCGAUGUCAACCAAAUAAUCGUAUAAACUAAAAGUUCCCACCGGAACGAUGUUCUUUACGAUUCUCGAUAUUGUGGACAUGUCCUUAUCGAUACAGUAAAUUUGAAGUUACAGUGCGGUAAUCGGUUUGUGACGAGAUGAGGAUCUAUUUUAUAUGGAUUUCCCUUUUGAUCUUGCCUAAUGCGCUAGUGGUCAGCCAGCCAUUUGCAAAGCAACCAGGGGUGAGAGAGGAUGCAGAUCCUGAAGUACAACAUGGAGAUCCCUCCGAUAUUCACAACGAGCAGGUUAUAUCAGUAAGAAUAACGUCCUCAGUUGCUGUAGGAAGAGGAAAAGCAAAAUCUACCAAGAUACCAGAAAAUGAAUACAUUCAAAAUGUUAACGCCACGUUACUACCGACCAUUGUAACAAAAAUAAAUCCUACGAAUCCAACUACAAUCGAGGACAUCGAAAACGAAACCGUAACUGAUGCAAUGCCGUACAUCGGUGCUAACAUAGAUUUUAUCAAACAAUUACAAGCACGGAAAGAAGCGAGAGGCGUAAAUCAUUACGAGCAAGUGAAUCCAUUUGAAACAGUUAAACAAUUUAAUUACAACAUAUCCGAUGAUCAUACAACCGAAUCAACUAGCAACACUGAUUCCGAUAUAGACUCUACGGCUAGUGAAACUGAGGAAAAUAUUGAAAAUAUACCAAUAGGUAGAUCGAUUUCAUCAUUAUCGGCUAAAACAUAUGUACAAAGUUUAACCGACGAUUCAUUGCAGGAACGAGAUAGGAACACGCGAUUAACAACGGUCAGUUUUAAUAUAGUUCACGACAAUCCCAAGAUUAAUGACAAUUAUAACCAUGCGAGUAACACUUUCGGACAAAGUCAACAGUUUUAUAAUCCCCCAGCAAAGGUCUAUAGUCAACCUGCCCAAAUUUACAGUCAACCUGCGAAGUUCUACAGUGAGCCGGCGAAAUUUUACAGUGAACCAUCGAAAAUUUACAGCGAACCAGCCAAGAUAUACAGUGAACCGGCAAAAAUUUACAGUGAGCCUGCUAAGUAUUACAGUCAGCCGGCGUCAUUGCAUCUCACACCGGAACCAUUACCGAACCAUACUCCUUGGCGACCACGCUCGCGAACAAUAUCACCAACGUCUCCUACGAGAAAUCCUGAUAUAACCACGACUCCAAUAACAACAGUAACUUAUAAAACGAAUACAGAACGAUACAUUGUAGAACAUCAACCCGAAAAGAAUUACGAGGUAGAUGAAAAAAUCAGCGUAAUGACUGACGGACGUAGUCAUGGAGUUCAAAAACCGAAUAAUGAGAAUUGUAAGCAGGAGAACUGUAAAGUUGGUUAUGUUGUGGAAGGAAGACAGUAUAAAAAGUAUCGUGUAGAAGAAAGAACACCUGAUGGCUUUAUUGUGGGGGAAUACGGUGUUGUGAGAAACGAAGAUGGAGCCCUUAGAGGCGUCAGAUAUACUGCCGAUAGCGAAGCCAGCCCUCGUCUUAUACAAGACGCACUUAUGAAGUUCCUGCAGCUCAAAUAGAUCAUACAUUUAGUUGUAAAAUGCUCAUUUAUUUUUAUAAGGUAUACUCAAUAAAAUUUAAACACAUGGCACACAAAUGAAAUAUAAAAAUGUAGUGAGAAUUUUUGUAAAUACUUAAUAAUCAAGACUGAAUAUUUUGGUAUCCAGAAAUAAUUAAUUUCUCUUAUCCCAUACUGUACAGUCUUUCGCUCUGUUUCGGCUUCGCAUAUUUAAAGUUUUUUAUUAUUUGCAUGAGAUUUUUCCAAGUCAUUUUCAUUUAGGACUAUCUCUAUGUCUUAGAAUGUCUGUGGUAAAAACAAUACUUUUUUUUUAUUUAUUCUGUAUCAAUUUUUAAAUUUCUAGCUAAAUCGGUAUAAAAGUUAAUGCGUACUUUCUUGUCUAUUAUAAUUAACUAAUGUACUGAAGCUUCUUUACUCAUUUAUAUUAAAAAUGCAUAAUCUGUGCCAUCUGUUUUUUCUUAAACAUUACCUGUACCUUCAUAUUUAAUGGAUUUUUUUACCUUAAUUUAAAAUGUUUGUGCUAUGGAUAGAGAAUGUGUACAUAUUUAGUUGUUAAGAAUUAAAAGCUUGCAAACUAAGUUUUUUAUUUAAUUGUUCUACUUUAGUUGGCUGCUUAUCAUCAUAAUUACAUGUCCUAAAGAUACGAAAAUAAAAAUAAAUGGAAAGGAA